Messenger RNA from Asterias rubens (European starfish), 1671 nucleotides. Its product is annotated as nischarin-like. Gene Ontology annotation, molecular function: phosphatidylinositol binding; protein kinase binding. The record is from RefSeq and is a predicted model, not a curated record. NCBI's taxonomy places the organism in Eukaryota, Metazoa, Echinodermata, Asteroidea, Forcipulatida, Asteriidae. Gene Ontology annotation, cellular component: cytoplasm.
AUAACUUCCAUAACUUGUUUGCUGCGGACGGAAGUAAACACAAGUAACGACAUCCUGAACUAGUUCUCGGUUCUGGCUCUAAUUUCUGGCACUGGCAGGAUUGAAUAAAAACCAUGGCACAGUGCGCCAACAGUUCUGAAGGCACCAUGAGUGAAGGCUCGCUUAAACGGGAGGUUCGAGUUGUUGCGGCAAGGGCUGUCGAAAAUCACACGGCCUAUGUCAUUGAGAUCACUGUAGGCGACUGCAAGUGGACCAUACAGCGACGCUACAGCGAGUUCCACGACCUUCAUGAAAAACUGGUGGCUCUUAAGAAGGUAGAGAAGGCACAGCUGCCUCCCAAGAAGUAUCUGAGGAACCAGGCCAAGAGCUUUGUGGAGAAACGUCGUCAUGAGUUGGAGGUGUACCUACAAACUCUGCUGGAUGAGAGUAACUACUUGGUCACUCCGUUGCUGCACUUCUUGGAAUUUGAUAUUUAUGAUAUUUAUGGAGUAUCACAAGCCUUGGCUACUGAGCUUUUUGAGAAAGCAGAUGCCAUCGUAGCCUCUGAUGAUGUUUGUGAGAUGACACCAAUGCAGCUGUACGCUAUCACUGAGAGGAUGAAGCUAGCACUACCAACAUGUGCAGCUAAUGAUGUACGCAGUGAUAUUGGACACAUUAUGGACUUUAUUACCAGACUCAAACUUAUGAGGAUUGUUGGUUCUCGGAACAAGCUUGGUAGUAGCUCAAGGACAGUGGAUCAGUUGCCCUUUGACCUCUCAAGGUUCAACAACUUAGAAUACCUACAGGUUGAUGUAUGUACAGUGAGUUUAAUUGAGGGACUCAGUGAGCUGAAGAAGACGUUGCGAUACUUGGCUGUACAUCACACUGUCAAAUCAAUCAAGGAAAUUAUUUUGCCAGAGGGAGAUCACUGGACAAACCUAGAGGCAGCUGGGCCAAGCAAUGGUCCCCCAUCUCAUGUCCCCACAUGGAAAUUCAUCAGCAGAGCUGACUUCCGUUACAACAACUUGAAUGAAAUUGAUGAUAGCAUUAAAUUGCUACCGAGUUUGACCCGUCUUGACCUGAGCCACAACAACAUCACUGAAAUCAACAACCUGCAAUAUCUGUCCUACAUGACGCACUUAGACUUGUCACAUAACAACAUCAGCUCUCUGGAAGGAGUUCACGCCAGACUGGGUAACAUCACAUCACUUAGUCUUGCUGGGAAUGAGCUCACGAGUCUGAAGGGACUGGGUAAACUCUACUCUCUGGUCCAAUUGGAUGUCAGCAAGAACUGCAUUGAACACGUCCUGGAGGUGAAUUACAUCAGUAAUCUCCCUUGUAUCGAGUCCCUUAACCUCAAAGACAACCCCAUCACCAGCAUCAUGGACUACCGUACUAAGGUACUGGACCUGUUCCAGGACCAGUACGUUGAGAUGACUCUGGAUGGAAUUAAGACAUCUCAGAAGGAGAUCGAUAAAGUGGCAAUACUCAAGGCCAUACAGAAAGCCAAGGAUGGCAAGACAAAGAAGCUCGGCAUGAGGAAGGACUCUCCAAUGAGAAAGAGACACAACUUGGCCGUGAAUCAAGCUGAUAUUGCUGAUCCUACUCAAAGGAAAUCCUCAUUGUCUACCAAGUCAGUAUGCUCAAUGAAUAGUCAGUACAGUCUCACAGUACCUGGUGAUGAAGCAUCAG